This is a messenger RNA of Porites lobata, 14967 nucleotides long. NCBI's taxonomy places the organism in Eukaryota, Metazoa, Cnidaria, Anthozoa, Scleractinia, Poritidae. The record is from the annotation of a GenBank genome assembly.
CACGUCGGUUCAUUUGCGUCCAAGCUUCAUUGGGUCACAUUGCACAUAGAAACCGGCAAAGAAGAAGGAAAGCUAUUUUCACGUUAAAACACAGGUUAGAGUGCUAUUAUUUUCGAUUCUCAGUGAUGGAGUUUGUUGAGCAUCGAAGUGUUGACUUCUUUGUGAGAUAUUUCUCACUGCUUUAAGUAUUCCGUUUUCGCCAGCUGUACUCUUUUUAUGGGUUUUAUAGCUCAUUUGCGGACUAAAUUAAACUAAAUUAAACCGUAUUGGAGAAUACCCCUUUUGGAUAGCUUAUGGUAUAACUUCAAAAAUUAGAUGCUAACAAAAUGCUUUCUUGUCAGAUUUGCUAUAUGGCGGCGAUUGCGGUAUUCCUGCUUUGUUUAUAAUACAAACUAAUCGGUGCCUGCUUGUGUGGUUAAUCAGCUGUUUUUUCUUAUUAAAAGGAAACAAGUUCUUGUCAAAUGCUAAGGGCCGCUUAUUGACUUUCUAAAUACCAUGAUAGUGCUGGCCCACGCCUUUACUUUACGUGCGCGGUGAAAUUUAAACACCCGUUUUAGAAUCUCCAUUUCGCAUUAACAGAACAGUUAUAUUUGACUUACACACCCCAGCAACACCCCUAAAUAAGACUGUUAUCAUUGAAAGACUUCGCUCGCAUUAGCAAUUGCGUUGGUAGCAACUUUGCCUUUUUUUUUCAAUUGUGCACAUUUACACGCAUACAGUAUUUCUCGAACACUCUGGAUUUUGUCACUGCCGACCUUGGCAAUGGACAUCACGGUGAGUGUUCAGGACUGUAUUUGUAAAGACACCUGAGUUAAACGCCACAGACUUAACGCAUUUUCGCAUUGGCAUCCGGCUGUAAAAAAGGUGAAUGAUUUUCAGCAGCAUAAUGAACUCGGUUUAUAAAAUGCAACUACUGUGUCCUGAGAAGACAAACCGGACAAAAGCUUUUAUGACCGUUGGACUGUAUUUUUCAUUUCGCUUUUCGUUUGAUCAUAAGACAUCAAACAUGAUCGAAGGAAGAUGGAAUAGGUGGUUUUCACGUUACGUCAUCGCCGCCAUGCUGGUGGACGGUAAACAAAAGAUCGCUCAUUAGCUCGCUUUGUUUGUCCACCAGCAUUUGUUCAUUUCACCAUUGUUAUUUGUGUCUCUCGAGAUUGCAUGAAAACCACCUAUAAUUACUUCAGUCUGGUACAUGUCUUUCAUUAUUCUCGCCCUUUCACUCAAAUGCACGUAUUCAAAGCCAAUCUUGCUUAGGUCACGUUUUAUAUCGUGUGGAAACCUUGUAAAACCGACGAACUUUGGAAACAUUCAUCACGAAUGUCUGAGAAGAUACAAGUUCAUUUUACGUCAAAAGGACGGCUUUUGAAAUUUGUUUUCAAAGAAAAAUUUUACACACAGAAAAUAAAUUUAUAGUAAUUAUGGGUUGAAAUUGUAAAGAAUCUUGAUGUUACUGGUUUACGUGAUUACUUUCUAUCUUUGUUAUAUCGGAUUAUUCAAGUGUAUUUAUUAGCAAAGCAUAUAAGUUAAUUUUGGGUGACAAAACAAUGCGCUGACCUUCUAACACGUGUAAUUUGUCUGAGCAUUCUAACAUUUUUUUAGCCGUCUGGAGGUCAUUAUCACUUUCGGUUUCUUCAGUCAAGCCCUGGGUUUGUCCAAAAGAAUAAAAAGAGGGGUAGCAAGUUGAUUCAUUAAAGUGGAACACCUUGGAAUAAAGAAUUUGCAAAGAACUGGAUUUUUAACGUUUUUAUAAUAGGGGUACGUUCUAUCGACGUCCUCUUUCGAACAUAUAUACAAUAUUCAGUUUGGGAGAUACUAUUGCCAUGCAAUACCUACUGUUUUAAUGAGUAGUAGAUUGCUAUUCUAAUUUUUAAGGAGCGAAAAGAACAAGAAAACAAAAUUCUGGGUGAAGUUAUCCAGUUGUCUAAACGAAUUAUCGAUCACUUAAGCGCCCCUAGGCACCCCAAAGAGACGACGAAAAGUUGAAUUUAUUUUUGGCCUUUUCUUCAAUUGUCUUAAUUUUGGGGUUUCCAUAGCAUGGAAAUGUCACAAAAGAAUUUGCUUUAGGGCCUUACAAUAAUCUGACGAACAUCUCAUCUAUUUUCUCCCAACACAAUCAAUACAUCAUUAAUGAAAAAGAUUAUGAGAACUUAUAAAAUAAUCACCAAAGCUAGUUAUUAAUGUUUUGAUCUUUUAUCAAAUUCUCUCAAGUAAUUCUUUAGCAGAAUGUAUGGAUAUCGGUCUGGAGAAUUUGUUAGUGGAUAUCGGGCCUUAAAGACCUUGAAGCAGGUCUAAAGGAUGGAAUCGCCUUCUAGUCUCCUUCCCUUUUGUUAAAAAGGUGAUAAUUAUGAUAUCUAAAUGCUCGGUCGGGACAGUAGCUUCUAAUCCUUUCAUUAUCGCAGUAUCGGAUGAAGCAUUAGAGUAUCGGAGAAAUGAAGGUGGGUGAAAGAUGCCAAAUAUACGGAUGGCUGACGCCCUCCAGCAAAGUAGACCAGACACGAUUUCUGAACUCUCCCUUGUAAAUUGUAAAAAAAAAUUGUAAAUUGCGUUUUUACCCAAGGAAAUAGGAGACGUCUGCACGCAGGCAAUUACCCACGAAGCACUUAAGAGUUCAUAUGAACUGGUUUAAAGGUGUCCGUGCGUUCCAGAUCGAAUUGGAUUUUAGAAGUGUUGGUUUUUGAGGAGAGAGGAAAACCAGAGUACCCAGAGAAAAACCUCUCUGAGCAAGGGAGAGAACCAACAACAAACUUGCCGACUAUCGUCCUCUACGCUUUUAAGAAAAAAAGAGCAACAACAUUAACGACAACGCACAAUGACUCUUUAUUUCAAUCACAGGUUUAGGCCGUAGUCUCUGAUCUUUGAUGCCCCUAAAUAGCUAGGUCAGUCAAUUUUAGCAAUCCUAUCACUUGAAAUUGAGAAAUUAAUUAACAACACAACAGAAAACUGGCGUCUGGGUGGGCAAAAUAAAAUGGAUCAGAUUAAAGCGAAAUGCUUUUAUGUAAAGUCGAAAGAGUCUGCCACCGCCUUUUGAAAUGCAUCUCUGUUCGCGAGAAAAGAAUAUUGAAUGACUGAUCAGAAAUAACAUCAUUUCCAGUUGAAGGGCUUAAAGUGAAUUUCAGCCACACAGGUACAAACAUUGUUAUCCCUUAAAGCCAUUACGAACUGAAAGCGCUCGUUUUUCCACUUUUCUAAUGACACUGUGGUACAUAUUGUAAUAAUAAAAAAGUAAUCUAUCUCAUUGUAUUCAGUUUUGUGUAAUGCAAAGUCGGAUCUAAUAAAUAAACCCGAGACUUUGAACUCCACUCUUGAGGCUAACCUCACGCGAAUGCUUCAUAAUGGUUAUUUAGUCUGACUAAAACAUCUUCCUUCAGUCUUAUAACCAAUCAACUAAACGAAGGGUAGUUGAAGGGGUGUAAAAUUUAUGAGUUUGAUGGCUAUUGCUUUAAUGAGAAGUUUCUCUAUUUUCAGCAUCAAGGAAAUCACCCUCAAUUCCCCAGUUACUCACAUUGUUCUUUUCAAUUAAAUCGUUCAAAUCCCCUAGCAUAGCCCCAUGCAAUUUCUUUCCCCAUGCCCUGGAGCUAGCAGAGUAUAUUUAGAGACGAUAUUUUGUUUCUAUGGAGAAAGUGGGGGUGGGGAUUAUGAGCUAAGCCACUAAACAGAGCGCCCUAAAUAAGCUUAAGCUCCUUUUGGAGAGAGCUGUUUUAGCGUGCAGGAACAGCUAUGGACUUGAGAACAAAGUUUUAAAAUGAGUAUCCGAUAAGGUGUUACGUUGGAACUUCCUUUGGUUUGGUCGAAAACAAAUGAUGCGGAAAAACACCUGAUUUUGAAAUGAAUGAGAUAUAUUAUUGGCUAAUUGUACGACCCUACCAGUAAGUUUGAAGAGCUUCUCAGUCUCUUGGGAUAGGGCGGCUAGACCAGACGUUUUGAACUUCAGUUUUCGUCGUAUAUUAUUUGUAUUGAGGACCGCCGGCAAUUGUAAAUACUUACAGAGUUUGCAAAGCAUUACAAUAGAACGGAUAUGUACGAGCACGUUUGUCAGAAAUUCCUGUCGAGCUUAUAACACACAAGUGAAUAGUGUUUUUCGCGUGCACUGAUUGAAUAACUAAGAGGUUAAUAGCAAAGUACUUUUCACCUCCGAGCUGCCGAGGAGAAACGAUAGGAACUGCACUUUUUUCGCUAAUUACAGAGUACCGGAUCGGAGAAAAUUGGAAGUAGUUCGUUUCGUUCUUAUUUGAUCACGUGAGUUAACAUGUGAAUGUGUGCGGUCAUGAUAGGCAUUCCCAAGCUUGCAUUUUACAAAAAUAAUUAACAAUUUUUCCACGAGUGCACGUUGGAUAUGAAUUGGCUAUAAUCAUCUCAUAUCUUACAAGCGCGAGUGAAAUAAUUGUUUUAUUAAAAACACGCACAAAAUAUCUAGAAUUCUUCCCGACUUUAUUUGUAAAAACAACCGAUUUUCAGCUUGUCAGACGCGUACAGUUACAGUUACCAUAUCUGGAGAGCAUGGUAUAAUAGCUCAUUUACAAUUAUGGCUAAAUCAAUCAGAUCUCUAGAGUUCCAUUAUCCAAUGAUUCAGUUUUUAAUAUUGCUAGUUAUCCGCCUGUUAUUCAGCUUUUGUGACAUCUAUUAAAACAGUUAUUCACCUGAGUGUCUGUGAAAUUGAAAGUGGUUAGUAUUUACCUUGUCACUGUGUCACCCGGCCAAGAUUGGUUUCAACUAGCGAUUUAAUUCUAGUUUCCCCGUGGACGAUUAUCACUGCACCACCGGCAUCUGACACUCGUCGAGCAUUUAUGAAAUACUACGACAAUCAAGACACUUAUACAGCAAACGAAACCACCAAAGGCAUAUAAAGUCAUAUUCAUUGUUCAAAGAGUCAUUAGAAAUACCAUACCGCUCGGGUAACUCUAUCGUCUAAAGGUUUGCCUUCAUCUUUGACCUCAAUGACAAACUUGAAGCUAAAGGUUACGGCUUGCGAGAACGUUUUCAUUAUUUAACUAUUUUAUUAGUGGUUUAUGAAGAUAAGUUGGUCGUAAUUCGCAGUCUGAUUACCUGGUGGCUUUGCAUCGUAGUUAGUGAUACAAUGUACGAUAAUCACCUGGAAAUCAGGGGCACCCAGCGACUGUUCUGUGAAAUAUCUGUUCGGAGAAACAAAAAUUGCCUAGAGUUUUUUACAACUUGAGGAGGGCUAAAAAUUCUAGAUGACCCUUCCAUUCACGUACAAUUUUCGAAGUCCCUACGAUUUUCUGAAAUCUAAUUUUCCCAUUUCACUCCCCAGGUUAGGCUUUUUUUUUUUUUUUAUAGAGAAAGGAAACCUAAAAUUUUCGGAAUCGAAAAUGCCAUGCAGAGAGGAAUCAGAAAAAACUAUCACUUUAGUAAAACUUUAAAUUGCAGCUAAAAUUUUCGGGAAAAUAAUACUGAAGCCCUUGUAAUUUCGAAAAGACUCAAGUUACCCUAGGAUGACCCGUAAAUUUCUUAACGCCACUUAGAGUACAUUUCUAGAGAUCUAAAAGUACUCUGGAUAGCCUAAAAAGUGUUUUCAGAGCAUUGAGGGGGAAACCGUCGUUGGAUGCCCCUGGGAAAUUCUGUGCCCUUACUUUCAUUUAUUUAGUCCCUCUUGCCAACUUAAUAAUCCCGAUUCACCGUCAAUUUCAAGGAUUUGUUGCUUUACCAAAUAUUGAUCUUGGAUACAGUCGAAGGAAAAUUCUCAACAUUCAUGUUUAGAAUUUCACAAAUUUCCGGCCUACUAAGCUGUUGCCGACAAAUAAUAAAUAACUGUUAAAAUCUGCUUUGUUGCUUAAUACGUAUAGGUUUUCAGUCCUUUCGAAGGUAAAAAGCCGCCAGCACUUGUUCAAAACCUCAUCCACGCCUUCUUAGUGGGAGCUUGAUAACCAGUUUCUUUGCUCCAGGAGAGCCGGUAGCAGCAUCCGUCAUAUAGAUGGUCAGUGAGUGAGGUGAAAAUUAACGAACUAACGGCCUCAUGCAAAACACUCAGUAGAUUUCCUUUGCAGAGAUUACCCUGGAUUAAUCAUUUAUAUCCUGAUCUUAUUAUGCAUCCACGGGCUGUAUACGUUACAGAAGUUUGGGCAGUUAAAGCAAUUAUUUUAGGGCGAGUCGUGUUUUAAGCUUUAGAGGGAAGAUCGUAAAAGGGCAACUCCACCCGAACAUAGGUGUGACGCACGGCCUCGUCAUCAAGUAAGAUUGUGGUCGUCAAAUCCGAUCAGUUUUUUGGACUUUCAUUAGCUUUGCUUCUCACUUACGUCCAGAUAAUUUCAAGACGGACCAAAGAAUAUCUCAUUGGCAAUAUCUUUAAAAUAAAUUGUUGACUGAUGAAAAAUAAUUGAUCAUAAUUGAUCUAGAGAGAGCAAACAAAUAAAGGUUAAAUAAAUGUGAAAUAACUAAGCUGAUAUGGCAGUCCUUUGUGCAACUGCUUGGAACUGUCCACAAAAUAUCGAUGCCUUUUAAAAAUCCAUCAUCCUCUACUUUCUAGCCAACAUUUGUUUUUGUAUCCAAACCAGUGUCGGGAGGUGGGGUUUGGAUGACACAUUUUAUAAAGAUGCUCAUCUCACUACCACGAGAGACCUGUAAUUAGAGAAUUACCUUUGAGCGAAGUGUCUAGAAAAUGAUGAUCGUCACGCUGCAGUUUAAUUUAGGAUUCCAAGAGAAAAUAUCGUCAAGUUUUAAACUAUAAAAGCAAAACAUAUAAAAUAUUGUAUUUUAUUCGACGAUACAUUAAGAAUCUGUGAGAAUGAAAACUUUAGUAACUCCCCACGGGCCUUUUAAAAAUCCAUUUCCUCUGACUUCAAAGCGGCUACUUACGAAGACAGCGUUCUAAACGCAUUUCCGGUUUUUGAAAGAGUUUUGGUUGGAUCAAUUUUAAACAAUUGACACCCCCACCGAGAAUAGGCCUUUAAAAGGUCGAAAGACUUCUACAUUGCCAUUGCGAGCUUUUCGGUCAAUCCUACAUUUGGUCAAUAUUACAACCUUGAAAUUCAGUGUUACUUACCUCGAGAAAAGGAUUGAGACAAAAAUAACUUCGUGAAGGUAACAUAUUUAUGUUCUAAAUUAAUGGCUCGUAUAUUUUCCAACUUUGACUAAAUUUGGAGUAGCACUUAUUUUGUUUUUAUGUUCUGAGCUACGCAGUGGUAAAUUGUAAAGUGUCAUGUCUUCUUCCCGAAGAUUAUACAGACAUUUUACAGUUUGACAGGCAGCUGUAAAGGACAGAGUGAUUACGAAGCAAAAUAACUUAAUUGAAGCACCAAUCUUGUUAAACAAGUCUUUCCAAUCAAUUGUGAGGGUAGCUGAUAGGACGGCUUUUCUUAGUAACAUUGAUUGCGUUUUAAGAGUUUUGUUGAUGCAGCUAUACUUGGCUUUAACGCCUUCUACUUACGCUAUUAGCUCUUAAUUCCUCGUUUGGCAGAUUAUUCACGUUUACAGGAAGAAUUUCCUUGCUUAUCUCCUUCUCUGUUUAUUUUUAUACAGUGAAUAUCAAAGACAUAAACAUGACGACUUCAAGAAGUAACUGGAUGAAACUUCUCAGCAUGAUGUUGGUAGUUUUACUCUUGCUUGAUGCUAUAAAUGCCAGGGUAUGUAAACAGGUCAACUUUUUAGUUUGAUGGUUUUAGCGAUGUGGCGUGUCAUUGCCUGUGGUCCAAUGACGAUAUUAAAGAAAAGCUCAUCUCCUUCUUAGACAGGAAUAUAAUAUCGCUAAGCAGGUUAAUGGUUGCUAAAUUAUCGGAAUAUGACAUACACGGAUUGGGCGAAUCUGAUCCCUUCCGAACUGCUGGUCGUUUUACACCAAACCGGAACAAAGAGACCUCCAAGAGCAUGAACCAGUGAUUGGAUAAAAAAUGAAAAUGUGCACGGCUGAAAUAGAAUUAAAUAAAAAGGUAGAAAUUGUGGUAGUCUGUUAUGUCUUCUCGUGGCAGUCCAGGUCUAACUUACAAGCAAUUACUUGUCUCAAUCUGAAAUUCCUGUUAAAUGCAAGUACCUUGAAAACUACAAAAACUGAAAUUGUUUUAAGACCCGAAAACAAAGUUCAGAAUAAGAACUAACAAAAACUUCUCAACAGCAACUCAUUUUAGUGCGAAGAGAAAUACCAAAUAUGCACAAAAAUCGACACAUUGGAAGAAAAUGGAAAUUGCUUGUUAUAUCUGCCUAAUACUAAGUAAAUUGUGGAUACUACAUUUAGAUUUGGCUUGAUUUUCGCAAAAUAAUGAACUGUCUUUUUUGCUGGGGUUUGUUUUUGUCACUGGCCAAGUGUUAGGAACUUGGAAAAUUUCCCUUGGGAAGCGAAAGGGCUCUUUCACGUUUUUCACUUAGACCCUUCAAAGUCGGAAAGAACGAAUCGCUCACUUUUAGGCCACACAUACACUCGUAUAAAUUAUAUAACAGAACCCAGUCGCAUGUGACUCAGCUUAACGAUAAAAUCACCUAGUCUGCUUAGGUUAUUUUAGCUGCAUUUAAAAGUCGUAUAUAAUCAGAUUGACUGAAUUUCGAUAACAAUGAUCUGACAACUAUGUCAGUUCUUGCACUAUUCUAACUGCUACUUUUUUCGCUUUUCUUGUCUUAAGCAAAAAAUUUAAUCUAUAGCUAAAUUUCCGGAACUCUUUUCCUAUUCAUUUUGUACUCUACAAGGUCAUAUCGAGAAAAAAAAGCUCUGGCGCCAAAAAAAAAAAUAGAUAAUUAACAAGGACACUAAAUUUUCAGACGGUGAGCAUAAGGGCAUCAAGAGAUCGGCCACAUGAAUUCAUGCACGUACUCAGAUAAAACCAAGUGACUGUUAACAUACUGUAUAACGUUUCUCAAUUAAUAUUUGGCGUGGAAAUACCAACACGUUCUAGUCUUUUACAGUUCAGUCAAUGUAGACAGUCUAAGCAAAAUUCCUUUGUCAUUACCGGGUGGUUAACGGUACCAUUUGUUUAAUCCAUGUAUUAAUACAGUUUGUGCUACAACCUGAUUACGACAGGAAACAACCUUACUGAAAAGAUAUACAUGUAGAUCAUAGAUAAUUAUCUGAUAAGAUCCUCAUAUAAGACUUCAUGGUUCCAUAGAAAUGUUUUGUUUAACUUGUGAGGAGUUUUCGCAUUAAGGAUCCCACUUUCGCUAGUUCAGUGUCACAUGAAAAAUUUUUCUCAGUGGUAUUAACGUACUCAAGGGGGAUCAGUUUUCGAAACCCGCGGAAGAGUCAAAAAGGAUACUUCAUUUUAUUCAGAGGCACCCGCGCCGCAAUGUUCAAAAACGAAUGGUUUACGUUGCCGCCGGUUUGAAGGAAAAGAGACUGAAGGGAAUGUUGCCAAAACGUGACUAGACUUGAAAGAAAUAUUAUCUUUUCAACACUUUUUUCAAUUGAAUCUCUCAGUUCUCUCUCCAUAUCAUAGACAUUGUAAUUAAGUUUCCUAGAAACAAAGGAGGGCGUGAAAAUUGGCAGAAAGAAAAGAAAUUCUAAAUAGCUAUUUUUUUUUAAGUCGUUUUAACUAAAUGGUUCUUUUCUUUUAACAGUGCAAGGGUGACACAGUUUAUAGUAUAGUAACUACAGUAGUACUUUCUCUCAGAGAAUGGUUCAAUCUUUUAUUAAACUUAACUUUGACAUUUCACAUGUUAGUUUCUAACUACUUUAGCAAUUUACUCUUUGGCAGCAUUGUUUGAACGGCAUAUGUUUACACAGUUCCAAUAAUCUCAUUUUCAUUCAUCUAACUACAUCCGGUAAGGAAAAUGAUGACGAUAGUUGAUCAUAUUAAAGAUUAAACAAAGUAGGUGGUGAUUUGUCACUUUUAAGUGCAUUCCGUUUGGCUUUUCCUUUCCUUGGUGGUUUGGUCCUAGCCUUUUCAAUUCUCCUAACCAGGCAAUAUCACUGUAACUCAUUUAUUCAGCCGGCUUUCUUUGUCAAUACACCCCAUUGUUUACCUGUCAUUACUACUUCGCGGAUUAUCUGUUCAGUACUUCGCGCAUGCACAGUUAUCAAGGAUUAACACCUUGUUGCUUUGCCCCCAGGAAAUAUUUCCCUUGCACGAUAUGACUUUCGGCUACGGCUUCAUGAGUUAUCAUGCUUCACUGGUUUUGCUUGUCGUUGUAACCGGCUUUUGUGGCGAAAUAGUAUAUACAAACAUCGAUGACCUGACCACUACUGCGUCACAACUAAUGUCCUUCAGUAGUCCUUGCAAAAGUUGUAUAUGUUUUCAUUAUUGAGAAGAGCUGUAAGUUUCGUGACCUUGUGAAAUUUUCCUCAUGGAUAUCCGUAAAGUCGAAAUGGAAACAUUCCAUGUGUAAUUGUAUAAACUGGAAGCUUUCGGAUAUGGGCUCUUCCUAUCCACAACAAACAAAUAAACCUCAAAAAAAACCUCAAAGGAAAUGCCGGGCAAAGUAACGACCACAGUAAAUAAAUAUAACGUAACUCGCAUACCGGUUGUUUUAUUUAGUGACUUACGAAAAUUGCUCACAGCUUGCCUCUGUGCCGUGUCAGGCCGGAUUUGUUACCGUUUUUUUUAAGAUUGUCUCACAGAUAGAGAGAGGAAAAAUGGAUCACCAUUAUAUAACGCUGAUUUAACUGAAGAUUGCUCGAAAAUGUUCCAUGUACAGUCAACUCUCUCCCUUGGGACCGGCACUUUGUGUCCUUCUUAGAUAGAUGUCCAUCUUAUAGCGAGUCAACUAAAAGGAGUAGAUAAAAACAGUGACCAAUUUUAGGUGUCCAUUUGUGCGAGGUGUCUUUUGGAGGUGUCCGUCAAUAGAGAAUUGACUGUAUAACACAGGGGUACAUUUCUAAACGCGUAAUCAGUCAAGAUAUGAGAUUCUCAAACUCAUUAAUAAUUCAUUAAGAAAAUACAAAGGAAAUUAAUGUUUAAUGAGUGUUUGGAAAUCGGAUGAAACACUGCUUAGUAUUUGCAUCCUUAAUUUCUCCUUCAAAAAUGAUUUUGUUUGAGAAGAAAUAUCAAACAUUCGACACAGUGUUUCAUCACCAGAUGAAACACUUCCAAGUUCGUCAAAAAUACUCCGCUGCGCGUCGUUUUUUCAACUCUCUUCUCGGUGUUUCAUCUGGUGAUGAAACACUGCAUCUCAUGUUUGAUAUAUUACAUGAACUACGGGGUCAUAUCCCCAGGAUCAUGUUCCAGUUAAAUUGUGUUGUGUUGUAUUUACCGGCGUUUUAAGAUUGCGUUACUCUGAAUGGUAAAAGAGACCGCAGCUUAACUCCGUUUCGGCAAAGGGCGAUUUGCAACGGAACAAAAAAAUGAAUGUUUUUCGAACAAAAUAGACCGGUAUACUAGAUAAUACUGAGUCGGUAUGUAACGAAGAGAAGGGAAACCUUAUUAGCCAAUGUUUCAAAAAGAUUCUUUCCAGCACCUUUAAGCAAGAAUUCUGCUUAUUUUGGUUUGAUUUAAAAUGGUGAUUGUUUAAGUUCUAGAAAUCGAUACUAUUUUUGCUUGAAAAGAAUAAUUUUUGUCCUGUAUUUAAAGGUCAGGAGUAGUAAGUCCUACUCUAAAGCUAUACCCUGAGGUAUUUGUUCGUGUCUGGAAUUUAGUACCUUUCUAGCAUACCCGGGGGGGUACUGCCAUAUAUGGGCUAUAUAGGUAUGUGCCGCUGUGAAGGGUAUGGUUUUCAAGCAGUUUACUCUAGGAUAGGGUAUAUAAAUCAGAGCGUUUAGGUCUAGAAUAGGGUAUCAUUUUUCAGGAAACUGAUCAGUUGGUUGAAGAUUUUGUCUACACUAGGUACACAGCUACUCUAGGAUAGGGGGAUUUGGGGAGUUUACUCUAGUAUAGGGUAGCAAAAUUCAACUGAACUAGCUCUGGUAAAGGUUAAGGGUUCCAGGCUCCCAGCGGCACAUCCCCACCCAGAAAUUCCUAAAGAGCAUACCACAUAGAAUAGCUGAUGCCGUUAGUAAAGUCACCCUCUUCUUUUGUGACGUAUCUUCGAGAGAACGGGGUAUUACUUUUCUAUGCCAUGAGAUUCUGAGCCGUGUACCGCUUUCCAAACCAGGUUACAAAGAACUUAAUUUUACAUAAAUAAUUGAUCUAAUCUCCGCCUCUCGUUAGUCGGGCAAUCCUAGGGACCACGUUUCGCUAUGGCUUCUCCUGAAAGACAUCCUCUACCAUUGUAUUUAUAUCCUCUUUUUUUGUUGUUGUUUGUUUUAGUCCAUUAAAAAGGCAAAAAAGAAAAGUAGAAGUCGCCCGAAACAUUGUGGAGCCAAGGGCCAUCCGUGCGAGCCUGGAUCAAGAAAGGUAAAUGCCUCUACGGAUUGCUAAAAGAACGUAUGAAUGGAUUACCUCAAUUACUGAAAGGCUGGAUAUUUAUCUUCAGUGUAAUUAUCAAAGUGGGUCACCUGCCAUCUUCUACAUUAUUAUAGCGCAAUGGUUUUGAAUUAUUGUUUUCUGUACUCUAUCCGUUCACAAAGCAGCCGGAGAACAUUUGAAACCCCCUGGAAAUUAUAAUCCUUAAGAAGUGAGGCCUUGCAUCUUAGUCUCUGCUAUGAAAAAGUGUGCUUUAUUAGGUCGUGAAUGAGGAUCAGUUUGGAAGCUCGCGUGCCAUAUAAUCGAAAAACGUUCACAGUUACCUCGUUUUUCUUACAGUUGUGUUCAAAAAGCUUCAUAUUGUGAUUAGAACUUAAGAGGGUAGAGUUUGAAUGGACAUGAGAGGCGCUGGGGAGACCCCCGACACGCGUUCCAAAGAAGAUGACAACUAGACUGUUCACAGUCCCCAUUUUUCCGUGAGAUCAUCGAGAUCGAGCGCAUCUUACCUUUAAUGGCGGCCAUCUUGAUUUUCAAAUGUACCGAGACAGGUUAGACUCAAAAUGGCUGCCAUAAACGGUGAGACGCGCUCGAUCUCGACGAUCUCACGGAAAAAACAGAGGACUGUGAACAGUGUAGAUGACAACCGUUAUGUCAGAGUACAACCCGGAGAGGGUUACUCAACAAAGUUUCGUACGGGGAGGCUCCGCCCCGCGGUCCAAUCCCUUAUCCUUUUGUAUACAGUUGUCAACAGUAAAGGUACCCCUCUUGUAUACCUUCCAUUGACAAAUGGUACCCCUUUUACAUACCUAGCGUAGAACUUUACAUCCCUUUUCAAUACUGGAAAAUGCACUGUCUUUUAUGAAUAAAUCACAAAAUCAGGAAAUGUCCUCGACUUUUUCAAAGCCAUAAAUUCUCCUGUUAGCCAUUUUAGGUCUUUUAAAAGACUUAAAUGACAGAUGUCCCUACCCUUUUAUAUACUCCAACUAGCGAGAUCCCUACCCUUUCAUAUACCUGAACCCUGAAAAGGUACUCCUUUCGGGCGGAGCCUCCCCGUAUAGGACAUUGUAGGGAGUACCUCCCCUCCCCCGGCCGGUAUUUCAGAAUAACACCCUGAUAACAACCUUGUUAGCUUUGGGAGAAUAAGAGUUUAUUUGCCUAAACAAUAACGGUUUAUUUUUUUUUCUUGUCCAUAGUUAUGCUGUGCCGAAGGAUACACCUGCAAAGUAAUAAAAACUGUGAUCAACCUGACGAAACAUCAAGAGAAAAUCACGAAGAUAGGAGUCUGUAGACCUGUUCCUCCAGCUGGGAGCGGUGAAAGAGAAGUCGAAGAGCAUCGCCCUACUGUGAAAGUCAAAACCCCUUCAAAGAUUCCUCAUCCAAGUCAGUCACUUCGGCUUUGAGGACAACUCGUCUGUGAUAAUCUUGAUCUUGUUUUGGAAAGAUUCAUAGACCACCUCGACGAACCGCAAGGAGUGAUAUGAAAAGCUGGGCACAUUGGACAUGGCAAAGGAUCGGUUGUAUGAUAAGAGACUUGCUUAGGCAAGAACAAUAAUCUUGACAAGUGCCUAAAUUAUAAAUGAAACAUACCAGGCGUUGUCGACCUCUAUCGGCAUUAUUUAUGUUUUAGGAAUUAUAUUUAUAAUUUUUAGUAAGCGGCUAAGAUAAUACCUGAAACAUUUUCCUAAGACAGUGUUUGCGAGAAUAUACACUCUGCUGGUUGUGACGCCAAGAAACAAAUAAUCAUAAAACAAACCAAUCAUCGCAACGAAAUGAAAUGAAAAAGGAUUUUACUGGGCGAGACUAGCAACAAAAGAUUAGGGGUUUUGUUUUUCUUGGCUUUUAACUUAGCCUACCUGUGGUAAGGCAAUCCAUUUAUUUAAGCUAUUAGUUAUAUGGUACAAAGAUUCUUUCGACUUAACAUUACAUACAUUAGCUGGUUACACGAGGAGGUUAUUAUGGGCCAGCAUUUCACACCUGUCCUUUUAGCGAUGAAGCUCGUCCUCCUCUUGUCGCCGGACGAUCCUCUACCAUUUUGUUGAGAGUUUGUUAGUGUUUCGCUACCUUAUCAGUUGUCGUUUUUUAUCGCUUUGUCUAAGCUACGUUAGUAGCUGGGACAACAACAAACGAAUCUGCUAAGGCCCAGGAAACGUUUAAUCUCAGUUGGUUAGACAAAAAAAAGCAAAAAGCAACCAGCAGGAACCGGUAAUUCUUGUUUGAUGGGAGUUUAUAAAUUCCGCCGAAAAAAACAGGUUUCCACUAAUAAGCCAUGCGGAAAACACCACCACAGUUGGUGUCAGUGAAAUUUUCUAAUAGAUUCUAUUUAACGAACACACAGUACGGUUUCAUUAAAAAAGUGAACUAUUCGAAGCAGCGAAUGACACCCAACAAAACAGUGAAAAGUUCGCUCAAAAACUCAGUAGUUAAAAGUGUUUCUUCAGUAACUUAGUUAAAAUGCUAGUCUAGACUUUCAUCAAGUUCUGACUGCAUUUUAUGUUUUAAAUAGGCUUGUUGAAUUGAACGUUCUGUGACACAACUUUAGUUUUACUGUGAGUGCAGUUUAACAGGUUUUAUUUUAAAGUAACACUCAAGUGAAUCUUAUUUAUAAGAAAAUAAAUAGCCCAUAUUGGGACUGGUGUGUUUUAUACGAGGAAAAUUACAGAUCAGACGCGGUUAUGAGAUGGUUAAAAUGCGCGGGCUUCCGUAUUUAGUAAGUGUUAUCGUGAUAUAUGUUAUUUUUGAAAUAUUAAAGAAUUAC